Messenger RNA from Oldenlandia corymbosa var. corymbosa, 564 nucleotides. NCBI's taxonomy places the organism in Eukaryota, Viridiplantae, Streptophyta, Magnoliopsida, Gentianales, Rubiaceae. The record is from the annotation of a GenBank genome assembly.
AUGGAGUCUUCACAGAAUACCGCUGGAACUCCUGGCAGCGGUGGAGGAAACGGCAUGAUCGUUCCCCCACACUCUAAUGAUGCUUCCCCGGUUGAUUCCACCGCCGUCGACGAUUCAAAGCACAACCUCAAUCAAGUGACUAACUCGAUUCAGAAAACCCUAGGAAUCCUUCAUCAGCUCUACCUCACCGUGUUUUCCUUCAACGUCGCCUCCCAGGCCCCCCUCCUCCAACGCCAGAACAACAUGGUUUUGGAGCUUGAUAAUAUGUCAAAAUUAGCUGAGAAGUGCAAUAUUCAGGUGCCCAUGGAGGUUCUCAACUUGAUUGAUGAGGGGAAGAACCCGGAUGAGUUCACUAGAGAUGUUCUGAAUAAUUGCAUUGCCAAAAAUCAGAUCACCAAAGUAAAAACUGACGCCUUCAAGGUUUUUCGUAAGAGCCUACUGGAGGAACUUGAUCAGGCAUUCCCCGAUGAGGUGGAAGCAUAUAGGGAGAUACGUGCGAGCUCCUCAUCUGAAGCUAAUUGCUUUGGGCAGGUACAAAGUAUGCAAUGGAGAUUUCAAGGUUAA